Iphiclides podalirius (scarce swallowtail) is the source of this 789-nucleotide messenger RNA. NCBI's taxonomy places the organism in Eukaryota, Metazoa, Arthropoda, Insecta, Lepidoptera, Papilionidae. The record is from the annotation of a GenBank genome assembly.
AUGCCAGUAGCAGAUGACAUUCAAUCCUCUUGGGCUGAUGAAGUUGAAAUAGAUCAGGGUGCCUUGCCACCACCUUCAGAAGUAGUAGAAAAUGGCUUGAAGAUAGUAACAGAAUAUAAAUAUGACAAUGAUAACAAGAAAGUCAAAAUUGUACGAACCUAUAAAAUUGAAAAACGUGUUGUGUCCAAGAGUAUUGCUAAGCGUAAGACUUGGAGUAAGUUUGGUGACUCUGCUAAUGAUAAACCAGGACCAAAUCCAGCAACCACCAAUGUUUCUGAGGAUGUUUUCAUGCAAUUUAUCACUAGUAAAGAGGAGAGUCAGCGGACUGAUGAUGGAGAACUAGAUGGUCUUAAGCCCCAAACAAGCAGUGUCAUCUACAAAUGCCGUACAUGCCAGGGAGAACAUUGGACCCUGAGUUGUCCAUUUAAGAACAGUGACAUUGCACUGGCUAAAGCUAAUGAAGCAGCUAAAGCAUCAGAGGUGAAAACAAUAACAACUACUACUAAUAAGUAUAUAGCACCCAAUCUACGUGAAAAUGCCUCUCGUAACUUAAGUCGUGAUCUACCGGGCCCAAGGCGUGAUGAUGUAGCUGCCAUUCGCAUAUCAAACCUCAGCAACUUUGCUGUUGAAGCUGACCUUGAUGAUUUGGUUCAUGGAUUCGGUCCUGUGCAGAAACUGUACCUUGCGAAAGAGAAGAGUACUGGUCAAUGCAAAGGUUUUGCAUAUGUACACUUCAAAUUCCGAGCUGACGCUGCUAAAGCUAUUGCAAACUCUGAAUGGUUAUGGUUA